ACAACUCAAUGAGCCCAAGAUAGCCCAUGAAUCCCGUCUUCUUCUUGGAUCCUGCAGCCAGCCAAGAUGGUGCCUGCGCCGCCCAAAUCCAUCCCAUCCAUAUCCAUGGCCGGAUGCGCCGCACCACCACCACCACUGAUGCCCCGCCCUCUCUCUCUCUCUCUCUCUCUCUCUCUCUCUCUGUGUGUGUGUGUGUGUGCGCGCGCGCGCGCGCGUAUUUAUCUCCGAUCGCAUCUCCCUGCCCUCGAUUCAUUCAUCUCGUCGCAUCGUGGAUGAGAAAUAAUAAGGUGGUGGCGGUGGCGGUGGCGUGCCUGCAGGCGCAGCACGUCGCCGGCCUGCCCGCCGCCGCGGAGGGCCGCCAGGUCCUACUGCGCCUGCUCCAACAACAACAGGUUGCCGCCGCAGCGGCAGCAGCAGCAACAUGUAGGGGGGGCGUAGCCGCCUUCCACGACCAGGUGCUCCUCCUGGACUGCGCGCCCGUCAGCAGCAUGGACUCCGCGGUGGCCAUCGCGGUCACGAUCGACGACACUAGAGCUGCGGUCGACGUCAACCUCGCAGAGCAGCUGCGCCGCCCCUCCCCCCGUGUCCUCAGAUUCGUGCUUGGCGGCGGCGCAGGCACGAGUACAGCCGGUGCCGUGCUCUGUCUGACUCUGCACCACAGGCUCAUGACGCGCCGCCGCUCUGCUGGCGGCUGCACGGCGGCGCUGCUGAGCUGCCUGCGGGUGUCCCUGGCCCCCGCCCCUGGCGGUCCACCAGAAGAGGCCGGCGGCAAUGGCAUGGACGACGACGAGGAGUCUUCCGGGUUCAUCACCAUCGAGAAGGGUACCAUCUCCAGGCGGCGCCCGCCGUCCGACAACCUGGUGACCACCGACGACGAGGGCCCAAGUAGUGUGAAGGAGGAGGACAGCAAGGUGGUGGACGCGUUCCUGGCCAUGCUGGAGAGCGACGGCUUGGACCUGGACGCACUCAUCAAGGACGCCGAGGCGGAGCUCGCCGGCCCCACGAUAAAUCCCAAAAUUGCAGCUAAAAGUUGCUCUCCCAAUCCUGCUCUUCUCGCGGCGCCCUCUCUACCUCUCAGUUUCCCAUCUUUCCCUGUGCCGCCGCUCCCACCGCCCCCUACAUCGGCGCCGCCGCGCCCGGUCCUACCGAAGCCGGAUCCACCAUGAACGGCCACGGACACCCUUACCAGGACUACUUUUAUCACUGUGGGAUGAUCAAGCUACUUUAUGAUACGAGGGUGCGCAUUAUGUUCUAAUGUUCGAAUCAUCCUCCAGCAAAUCCAGUUACUGCACUGACACGGGGAUGAAGAUCAUGCGUUUCAGGAUUGAAUAGCCGAUGGUUGCCAGCAGCGCGGAAGACAAAUCACUUGAGCAGCGCGUGCGUCAAGGCAGAGAGAGAGAGAGGGCAGUUGCAGGGAAUUGGUCGAAGAGUACAAGGAUCUUUACACAGUUAUAUUACAUGACUUCAGUUUCUAUAAGUCUAUCACAA
Messenger RNA from Panicum hallii, 1488 nucleotides. RefSeq lists its product as uncharacterized. The transcript has 2 exons. The record is from RefSeq and is a predicted model, not a curated record. Bases 27 to 1166 code for a protein of 379 amino acids. Lineage: Eukaryota; Viridiplantae; Streptophyta; Magnoliopsida; Poales; Poaceae.